CUUGCUGCCCAGGCCAGGCAAGAAGCUGUCGAUGGUGUGCAUGAAGGGAAGCCAUGGGUGGUGGUCACCUCUCACCUCUGCGUGUGGCAGACGUGAGUGUUGCUUAAACCACAGCGGUUAGGAGCUCAGGCCCUGGAAUCAGAUGUUGGCUAAAUUUGUGGUUUUAAGAAAGCCUGACGGCCGGAGGGCAGCUCUGGGAGAAGCCCUUCCCAGGGGCACUUGGAACCUUCUGGUCCAGAGGAGAAGGUGUCCCCUCACCUGGACUUAUGACCCGCGGCUUCGCUCCCAGUCUACCCACUGAGUUCCACAAGAUGGGCUCCUUCCGCAGGCCCAGGCCGCGCUUCAUGAGCUCCCCGGUGCUCAGCGAUCUGCCCCGAUUCCAAGCAGCCCGGCAGGCUCUGCAGCUGAGCUCCAACUCGGCCUGGAACAGUGUCCAGACUGCCGUGAUCAAUGUCUUCAAAGGGGGCGGCUUGCAAAGCAAUGAGCUCUAUGCACUGAAUGAAAACAUCAGAACCAGCUUCUUGCAAAAGGCCUGUUGUUUGUGGAGGAGAAGAUUAAGCUGUGUGAAGGGCCAGGAGCUGACCAUCCGCCAGAUCUCCCUGCUGGGCUUCCGCGACCUGGUCCUGCUGAAGGUGAAGCUGGGUGAUUUGCUGCUGCUGGCCCAGUCCCAGCCACCCUCAUCCAUUGUCCAGAUGUUGCUCAUCCUGCAGAGUGUUCACGAGCCCACAGGCCCCAGUGAGGGUUAUUUGCAGCUGGAGGAACUGGUGAAGCAAGUGGUGUCUCCUUUCCUGGGCAUCAGUGAGGACCGCGGCGUCUUGGGUCCCACGUCCAUGUCAGUGUUCAGUGUUCAUUUUCCCGUGUCUGAUAGCCAGAAACUGGGCCUGAUUGCAACGCCCCCCACACACUUGAGUGGAAAAACCACCCGUGGUAGAUUUUCCCUUGAAAGCCGCUUGAAAUGGGAAGACAACUCGUUUGGUGUACGGCCAGAUGAAAUGGAGCUGCUGUUGUCCCCCCCUUCGCCGGCCCCUCCUUGUCCGUAGGUACCACCAGGGCCUGCACGCCAGGGAAAGGCGCUCCUGGACUGGGGACAAGUCCGGCUGGUGGCUCUAAAACUAGCAUCAGUGUCA
This is a messenger RNA of Leptonychotes weddellii (Weddell seal), 1127 nucleotides long. Lineage: Eukaryota; Metazoa; Chordata; Mammalia; Carnivora; Phocidae. The record is from RefSeq and is a predicted model, not a curated record.